Dovyalis caffra is the source of this 363-nucleotide messenger RNA. NCBI's taxonomy places the organism in Eukaryota, Viridiplantae, Streptophyta, Magnoliopsida, Malpighiales, Salicaceae. The record is from the annotation of a GenBank genome assembly.
AUGAUAGAAACCCUGAAAUAUAUUGGCUCGGAUGCUCUUCAAAGACAGUUACGAGAGCUCUUCCAUUUACGCGAUUCUGGUCUGGAUCAAGCUUUUAUAGAUGCUCUUUUUAUUUCUCAAGAAAGUCAAGCUGAGAUUGUUUCUUAUGUGCAGCCGUCGGUGCUAUCCAAGUCUACAUGUCCUCUUUAUAGGGGAACUCUUUUCACUCCAACUGGGUUUUCAAUGGAAAACCCUAUGUAUGAUUUUUAUGACUUGAGAGAGGAUGAUGGAUGUCAUGGUAAUGGAGAUAAUAGGUUCAUUCCUAGUCAAAAGACUGGCGAAAUUGAAGGAAUAGCUCGGAGUUUUACCUGUGAAACUCGAUAA